This is a messenger RNA of Nezara viridula (southern green stink bug), 178 nucleotides long. The record is from the annotation of a GenBank genome assembly. NCBI's taxonomy places the organism in Eukaryota, Metazoa, Arthropoda, Insecta, Hemiptera, Pentatomidae.
UUAUAGUGUAAAUACUAAAUUAUUUAAUAGUUGUAGUGUUUUAUGUUUUUCACUUUUAACUGUGAAAAUGAUAGGAUGAGCCGAGCAUGCAGCCAACAACAAAAAGUAUUGAGGAAGAAGUUUGUCAAGAAAGACCGAUAACCAUCGUAUGUUCUGUGCCAUGGCCGGGGAAGGUAGU